Molecule: messenger RNA, 1469 nt
Organism: Pteronotus mesoamericanus
Lineage: Eukaryota; Metazoa; Chordata; Mammalia; Chiroptera; Mormoopidae
Product: MORF4 family-associated protein 1
Exons: 3
Coding region: 108-491 (127 amino acids)
Source: RefSeq, a predicted model, not a curated record
GUGAACGGGGCCGCGACACGCAGGGGACUGGUUGACGGCCGCGACUCCAUUUUGUUCGCCGCUUCUCUGCUCCAGACGCCGAGACCGGUUCCGGAGGAGCGGCGAGGAUGCGGCCCUUGGACAUCGUCGAGCUGGCGGAACCGGAGGAAGUGGAGGUGCUGGAGCCCGAGGAGGACUUCGAGCAGUUCCUGCUGCCCGUCAUCAAUGAGAUGCGGGAGGACAUCGCGGCGCUGACGCGGGAGCACGGGCGCGCGUACCUGCGGAACCGGAGCAAGCUGUGGGAGAUGGACAAUAUGCUCAUCCAGAUCAAAACGCAGGUGGAGGCCUCGGAGGAGAGCGCCCUGAACCACCUGCAGAGCGCCGGCGACGGCGGCGAGGGCCGGGCGGCCAAGCGGGGCGAGAAGGCCGAGGAGAAGGCCAAGGAGAUCGCGAAGAUGGCAGAGAUGUUGGUGGAACUGGUCCGGCGGAUAGAGAAAAGCGAGUCGUCCUGAGCGAGGGUCGGCGGUUUACAGCCAAUGGAUUCUGGUCCACUCAUGGAGAUUGGCUGACACCCUGGAGAAGCUGAAACCAGAGAGCCUUUUGUUUUCUCCCUUGUUUUCUCUGUCCUCUGUCCUCAUUUACACUACGUUUCUGCUGUGGUCUGCGGUUGAUGACCUCAAUAUGAGUUUUGACUGUCCGAUGUUUUUGUUUGGGGAAGUAGGGCCUAGAUUGUAAGCUCUUGCAGCAGUCCCGUUUGUUCCUGGGCUUUGGUUAUUUCUAAAUGUUGAGGCGCUUUGCUCUUUUCUCGUGUGACCUGAUAGCUCCCUGGAACUUUGGGUCUGUGUGUGACACAUGAGGCUCAGAGUUGGGGUUCUCCAGCUCUGGAGGCGCUGAAGGAGCUGCUUGACUUCUGAAGACGACUCCAUGCAGCAGUGGCUGAAGAAGCUGACGGAGGGACCAGACUUCAACUGGGAACGGGAGUGGGCCCGUCUGGCCGGGCUCAUGGAUCAGAAGAAGGUGGAAGAUGGCGUUGUCUGUGUUUUGGGACUCGAAGUUCUUUCUGUGUGAGACCAAAGGAGGAGAGGUGUAUUUUGUUCAAAACUUAAGUUUUAUCAGGCACACUGUCCGGUGUAGCCUGUCUGGUCAGUUUGUUUGGACAACCUAACGCAGCUUUACCUGACAUGGAACCUAGAGUAGGAGGUGAGAUCUUGCACCCCGCACACCGUGCUUCGAUGCCCUGGUGCGGUGCAGAGGGUAAAGUGGAAGAGGUACUGGCCAAGGCCCAUGAGAGGCUGUGGAGGGAAAGCAAGGACUGUCUGCAUUGGACCCUAACAUGGACAGGGACUAGGCAUCUUUAAGGUUCAUAAGUUGUCCAGCUCUAAGUUCAUUUGAGUAGCAGACCUGACACGUCUUUGAGGUCAAAACCCUACCAUGUGUUUUAAAAAAAGUUACCAUGUUAAUAAAAGUAUUCAUUUGCUUGAAAAGACAAA